AUGAAUCGACACCAUCCCUACGGUGCAAAUUUCGACCACUCUUCUCCAGGUCGUCGGGGUAACCAUUCUCCUGCCCCUCCAGGUGAUCGAGGCCACCGCUAUCCAGAUCGAGGCGGCCCACCCUUCAGAGCAAGAGGCGGUGGUUUCCAACGAGGUCGCGGAGGCUACGGGCAUUAUGAUCAGGGAAUGAGCAAUCAAGGUGCUUACGAUCAAGGACCAAGCCAAAACGAUUUUGGUGGCUACAAUAAUUAUGAGCCUCCACCACCAAACCACCAACAGUCAUAUUACCAAAACAGUUAUGCAGAUUCAACUCCUGCCCAUUUUCCUCCAUCAACAGGUCAAUCAGGAUACCAAGACUAUUCUAAAUUUGCAGACGGACCAGGAACCUACGAUGAAGAAGAUCGGAAUCGACGACCUAUUAGGAAGGAAAGAGAUGACAAAACCUACUACGAAACUCCAAGCGAGGAUGUGCGCCGAAUAUUUGAAGAACAUGGUGAAAUCAAGACCUUUUUUGAUUUGAUAUCAACAAGAGGGAUGGUUUUUGUUACCUAUUUUGAUCUUCGGGCAGCUGAAAGAGCACGGGAGCGUCUUCAAGGCUCGGAAAUCAGUGGCCGACCAAUCGAUGUCCAUUACUCUUUGCCACGGGACGACCAAAAAGGCAACGAUCGCGAAAAAAAUCAACAAUUCCAAGGAACUCUUCAAGUGACUUUGCGGAAUUCCGUUUCUGGUUUACCCAUCGAUGACAACGAAGUGCGUCGUAAAUUCCAGCAAUUUGGAGACGUUAAGGCCGUGAAACCUGUUGGCGAUCGCAUCGAGUUAGAACAUUUCCGACUCUCACGUUACGUUGAAUUUUACGACACAAGGGCUUGUGGUGAGGCCCAUGAUCGUCUGCGUCAUCAGGGCCUACAAGAUGGUGUAAUGGACAUAGUCUUUGCAUGGGAUGAAACUAUUUCAGCUGGCCACCGUGAGGGUGGCGGUGGUGGCGGCCACUGGGAAGAUCGUGGCGGGAUGCGUGGUGGGAUGAGGGGCGGUCGAGGGGGAAAUCGAGGCGCCCAUCGCGGCGGAAGGGGUAGAGGUGAAGAUUAUGAUGAUCGCCGUGGGGAUUUUGGUCGUCAAGAUCGCGACUACAGGCAACGGAAUGGUCGAUACGACGACGAAAACCCAGGACGUGGCGGAAGGCAAGGUGGGUACAACGACCGUUACGAAAAUAACCGUGGCGGUUAUGGUGGACCGCCGCCUCCUCCUCCUCAGUCUGGUGGUUAUGGUGCCCCACCUAUAAGUGGAUAUGGCGGAGGACCUCCAGGAUAUGGCAUGCCUCCGGCACCUCCGCCGCCACCUCCAUCUGCUCAGGAUGACCGUCUUGAACAAGCAAGAAAAGUUCAACAACUGUUGGCCGCGUUGAAGCAACCUGUAUCUGCUCCACCGGCUGUACCCCCUCCAACGUCCGCUCCCCCAAUGCCUGCAAUCCCAGCAGCACCGCCUACAUCAAACUCAUAUUACUCGCAGCCGCCUGCCCAAUAUCCAGGUCCCGCCAAUCCUUAUGGUGCACCCAACGCACCUCCUGCUAGUGUACCACCUGUUAACCCUAACUUGGCUAACUUGCCUCCGAACAUCCUUGCGCUAUUGCAAUCUGCACAGCAGCAGUCGCAACAACGACCUCCACCUCCAGGACAAGCUUUUAGUGCUCCUCCACCCCAUUUAAUGGGCACACCACCACCUGGGGCCAUGGCUGGUGCGCCACCAUCAUCGACUAAUCCACAAUACCAGCAGUUGAUGGCCUAUCUGCAAACCCAGGCCACUGCUCAGGUACCGAAGCCAUAA
Molecule: messenger RNA, 1821 nt
Organism: Psilocybe cubensis
Lineage: Eukaryota; Fungi; Basidiomycota; Agaricomycetes; Agaricales; Agrocybaceae
Exons: 13
Coding region: 1-1821 (606 amino acids)
Molecular function (GO): RNA binding
Source: RefSeq, a predicted model, not a curated record